UACGAGGGCUAGAAAGAGUAAAUAAAGUUCAUAUUAGAUAUUGAAGAUAGGUAGGUACCUACACCGAGGACAACACAUUCAACCGGCGAGUAUUUGCAUUGUUGGUUGGUAUGUUAAGUGUGUACUUUACUUGAAGAUUUUAAUUUGCGGACAGUGAGAAAUAAUUUAACUAAAGAAUUGAAGUAGUGAUCACCUAGCACCGAAGGACCGAAGACCACUUGAGGAAGGAUGCCCUGCAUCGUUCCAACGUGUGCCGCCAAGGCGGGCCACAUGAGACCCUUUCCCCGACAAAAUGAGCUUUCCGAGCGUUGGAUCGAGUCUAUUCAGAAGGGCUGCGGCAUGACACUAUGCCUGGACUAUAUCGAACUGAGCGAAUGGGAUGUUUGCGAGAAGCAUUUCGAAAUGCCACAGCGCGGAACUUCCGGACAGCUGGAGGAGCCGACGCAGUUUAGUGAUAUCAAUGGAAAACCCAUGGAGACCGCUAGCUGCCGGCUGUGUCUGGUGUUCUUCCUUCGCUCCGAUCUGGUGGACACGAAUGGGAAAGUCGCUGAUCUGGCUAUCGAAUCCACAAUUUCCGAACUGUUGGAAAUUGAUUUGCAGGCGGAGGAUGCCUCGACCCUGGUUUGCAUCGGAUGCCUUGCUCGUCUGGAGGUGAUGGCAAGGAUAAGAAAUGAUUUUCUGAACUCAGAGAUCAAAUGGCAACAUUUGAUGGACAUUGCUGAAGUCACUGAACUGAAGAGUGAAGAAUGCACUCCGAAAUUACAAGAUUAUGAAACAUGUAAAAUGGACAUCGAAGAACCACGAAUAAGCGAGGGUUUGAAGGAACCGGAUGAACAACAGGAAGAUGAACAAAGCGAUGAAUGGCCCGACGACGAAGAGAAUCCAGACGGAAAGGUAGCAGGAACACGUGGAAGAAAGUGCUACAUUUGCCCCGUUGUUCUUGAGGACAAAUCAGACCUGGAACCCCAUUUACAAGAAGUCCAUGACUCUGAGGAUAUGGAAUGCAAGGAAUGCUCGAUAAUCUUUUCCAAGCUACCGGUCUACAAUAGGCACCUGGCGCGACAUGAUGCAUCCGAACGUCCGUUCAAGUGUGACUAUUGUGCUAUGCGCUUCAAUUGUCCCAUGAAUAGAAAUAAGCACCACAAAAACGUUCACAACAAGGGAGAAUCGAAACCAACUGAACCGGAGUUCGUGUGUGAAGUCUGCGAAAAGCCGUACAUCUCCAAAGAUGGUCUCUUUUAUCACUUGAAGACGAAGCACUCCAUCGAGGAAAGACACACAUGCGGGAUUUGUCAGAAAUACUACCGGUCAAAAAGCACUCUCGAGACGCACAUGCAGGUCCAUACGGGCGGACGAGUGCGCAAGUGUUCGCUCUGUCCGCAGACCUUUCGCACGUACAGUGCCUUCUACGCUCACAGCAUAAUGCACACCGAUCGAUUCGAGUGCAAGGAGUGUGGAAAACGCUACCCGGCGGCCCUACAGCUGCGGGCGCACAUGGAGAGCGCCCAUUCCGACGGCCAGCAGUUUGAGUGUGCCGAAUGUCCGGGUAAGCUGUUCAAAACAUCCGUCGGGCUGCGUACCCAUAUGGCCUAUACGCACCGGAAAAACAAACCAUUCAUGUGCGACUUUUGCUCGAGGAGCUUCAAACGCAAGGAUCUCCUGGAUAAUCAUCGAAGGAUCCACACCGGUGAGAAGCCAUUCCCGUGUGACAAUUGCCCGAGGCGGUUCGGCAGUCGACCCACGCUCCAUCAUCAUCGGAAACGCUGUAAAGCGCAAGCGCUUCUCGCUACUGUUGAGGAGGCCCCCGGUGACCUCCACAGCAGCGAUCAGCUCGACGUCGUCCCUCGUCCAAAGAAACGACGAUGUGUUGACGGACAGUACGUGUGCGAGUUCUGUCAGAAGCGAUUCCUGCGCAAGGAAUAUCUGGCGAAUCAUCGAAGGUCUCACACGGGUGAAAGGCCUUUUGGGUGCAAACACUGCAUAAUGAGGUUUAGUGAUCGUAGUGGCGCUUACCAGCACAGAAAGGUCUGUGGAAACGACCAAGAUGCAAAGGAGUGAUGCGAAUGCAGUUGAAAAUGAAAUGUGAAUUUCAUUAGAAAAUAAACUAUGAAUGACAAAUUGUGUUCUGCGAA
Molecule: messenger RNA, 2132 nt
Organism: Aedes albopictus (Asian tiger mosquito)
Lineage: Eukaryota; Metazoa; Arthropoda; Insecta; Diptera; Culicidae
Product: zinc finger protein 737
Exons: 4
Coding region: 229-2058 (609 amino acids)
Biological process (GO): regulation of transcription by RNA polymerase II
Cellular component (GO): nucleus
Molecular function (GO): RNA polymerase II cis-regulatory region sequence-specific DNA binding; DNA-binding transcription factor activity, RNA polymerase II-specific; zinc ion binding
Source: RefSeq, a predicted model, not a curated record